Sceloporus undulatus (fence lizard) is the source of this 3694-nucleotide messenger RNA. RefSeq names its product jumonji domain containing 7 (gene JMJD7). NCBI's taxonomy places the organism in Eukaryota, Metazoa, Chordata, Lepidosauria, Squamata, Phrynosomatidae. The transcript has 8 exons. Gene Ontology annotation, molecular function: 2-oxoglutarate-dependent dioxygenase activity. The record is from RefSeq and is a predicted model, not a curated record. The coding region runs from base 59 to 1009 and encodes 316 amino acids.
GGGGCUUGCAAGCUCCGCCCCUUCCUAGCAGCCGCCGCAGCUAUAAGCGCCGCUUUUCAUGGCGGAGGCGGUGGGGUUGUUGCGGAGGGUGAGGGGCUGCCUGGAGGGUUUCUCCGCCGAGACGAAGGAGUUGUGUUUCACAGAGUCUGUGCCCUAUCUAGAUAGCCUUCCAUCCCCUCUGGAAUUCUGUCGGGAAUGGCUGUGUCCAAACAAGCCGUGCGUAAUUCGGAAUGCAUUCAGCCAUUGGCCAGCACUGAAGAAGUGGACUUUAGAUUACUUAAGGGAAGUAAUGAGCACCAAAUUGGUGAGUGUAGCAGUAACUCCAAAUGGUUAUGCUGAUGCAGUUUAUCAGGACUGGUUUGUUAUGCCGGAAGAACGACGCAUGCCAUUCAGUGCAUUCUUGGACAUUCUGGAGAAAAAAAUAACUUCCCCUGGAGUGUUCUAUGUACAGAAACAGUGUUCAAACCUUACUGAGGAAUUCCCUGAACUUAUGGGUGAUCUAGAGCCUGAAAUACCUUGGAUGAGCGAGGCACUUGGAAAAAAGCCUGAUGCUGUGAAUUUCUGGCUGGGAGAAUCUGCUGCAGUAACAUCUUUACAUAAGGACCAUUAUGAAAACUUGUAUUGUGUGAUUUCUGGAGAGAAACAUUUUCUACUGCAUCCACCAAGCGAUCGCCCCUUCAUCCCAUAUGAACUGUAUCCACCAGCAACAUACCAAGUAUUAGAAGAUGGGAAAUUUAAGAUUGUGGCUGAUAAAACGUCAGAGAAGGUGCCCUGGAUUCCUUUGGAUCCUUUAAAUCCAGAUCUAGAACGAUACCCAGAAUAUGCCCAGGCAAAGCCUUUGAGAUGUACUGUGAAAGCUGGUGAGAUGUUGUAUCUCCCUUCUCUCUGGUUCCAUCAUGUUCAGCAAUCACAUGGUUGCAUAGCAGGAUUCUCUUUCACCUGCAGGAGUCUCCCUUGGAAAUACUCCUUCAGUCUGCAGAAGCACAAUUUAGGAUUCAAGUCACAGUAGAUUAAAUCUUGAAGUGUUCCCAAAUAAUUUGAUAUCUUUGGUGGAAAUUUCAUACACAGCCUUUAAUUAAAUUAGUGUGAGCCACAAUCUGGUAAUUCAUCUUUGGUAAAAUCGAGUGCAUAAGAAAAAAAUCAUUCUAAACAGUUCCACUAAAAACAAACAAAAACACUUUGCAAUGGGUUCUGGACUGUAAAUUAAAUCUAUCCUGCAUUGCUGCCCUUGUGUUAAUUUUUUUCAAGUUCUGUUUUCCAAAAAAAUGCACAAAACUGAUGUAUUAGAAAGCUCCAGAAUCACUUUGUAAUAUUAAUCAAAGAGUUUAGUCAUAAAUACUUUUUGAUUUCACUGAUUCCAACCUAAGUGUGAUUAAAUUUGAAUUUAACCCAUAAAUAUUUGUAUUACUCACCUUGACUUGGUUCCAAGACUGACACAAUGUUUGCACAAUUUCCAAACUUGCACAAGGAAAGCAUUCCAUAUUUCCUUAUGCAAGCAGUUUUAUUGGCUGGAAGCUGGAUAGUAUACUAAGUACUAAUCUUCUUACAAAAGUAUGAGCUUCAAGUAUUCAAAAUUGUAACUUUUCUGUUUCACCCAGCAUACAGUGUAUUGUUUAACAGUUAAUAUGUGAUAAAUAAAUAACAAAACUAGUGCUGUGGGAUUCUCAGGAACCUACACUUAAUAUGGCUGUGCUGUCGUAGACAGCGCUGAAAUAAUAACAUGCAUUAGGCUAACCAGCUACAAAACAGCUGAUUAGCUAUUUGAAUCUUAUGAGAAUGCCACCCUCACUGCUGUCACUAUUGGAGUACAACUUCUGGUACUCUCCAGAGUCUAAAAAAGAAACUUUUUUUAAAGUGCUGUCAGGUUUGGAUACAUAAUGUACUUGGAGAUGGAACUACGAAUGCCAUUCUGCAUGGAAAACUGUCUAUCACUAGACGGGUAACUUGUGAUCUACGAGACUGAAUUGCAGUUCCCAUAAUUCUUCACUUGCUGUGUUUGUGACGCAGAGAACAUCCAGCUGACCAAUCAGAAGGCAGCUGAGGUCCAGCCAAUAGAAUGUGGGCUGGGACCUUUGAACAUUCCAUGCAUCCAGUUGGUUUUGGCAGUUGGAAUGUUGACAGUUGGGAGUCAGUUGGGGGUUUAGAAUCUCGAGGGAGGAGGCUGGUGUCCAGUAGUUGAGGGAACAGUUGAGUCCAAGAGAGGACUGGGUUCCAUGAGUUCCUGAGGGAAUAGUUAAUUAGGGCUUGGAAUCCUGAGAGUGAGGACUCCAGGGAUAGAGAAGGACAGUUAGGGGUAGAGUUUGAGUGGGAAAGGGCUCCCUACCGUUUCACUUCCAGGACUCUAGGAAAGGGAGUGGCUGGAGUGUGAUAUCCUGCAGGAUAUCGUUAGCCUUGGUGGCUGAGUUAGAAAAAAGAAUUGCCUAAAGAGGGACAGGAAAGUCCUGAGGUGGUUAAAGAAGAUCUGGGGAAAGAGGAAUAACAGUAGCAAAGUAAAGGGUACGAAUGUAACUAAGUAACACGUGCCUGAACUAACAGCUGGUUAAUGCCAUUUAGUUCAAGUAAUAUUUGUUUAAACCCUUUGUUCAAUAAAGUUCAUAUUUUGUUUUAUCUAAAGGCUUGUCUGCCAUAUAUAUUAUAUCCACGCUACUAUAUUAUAUAACAUUGCGAACCUGAGUUUUAACCAGGGUGCUGUCAUCAAUUGUAUUUGGUGAUAGAACAUAAAGAGUCAUUACAUAAAUUGGUUGGCAGCACGGUGAGAUAAUAAAAGUCCCAAGUGCCUGCCACAUAUGAAAGGGGAUUCGUUACAUAUUUUGGGUGGCAGCGGUGGGAUUAGAAAACCCCAUAGGACUGCCAUCAGGAAAAUGUAGCGGGUGAACUCCAAAUCCACGAACCCGAAGGCCCGUGGCCUGCCAGAGGACAAGCAGAGUCAAGGAGACCGAACUGGCUAGGAUAAAAAACCGCUUUAUUUUCUUGGCCAAGGGCAGCAGCACGCACACACAGCAAGGUGGGCGUUAUCAAAACUGCAGCCCCGAGGGCCUCUUUGCCAUCUUCUUUUAUGCCCUUCUAACUCUACUUUUCCUAGCGUAAGCCAAUCACAAAAGCGAUACAGCAUUAUGUCCUACAUUUUCUUUUUGGCAUUACAUUUGCUUGGCAUUACAUUUGCUUGCUUGCUUGCUUGGAGCCUGGAAUGUACAGAGAGAGAUAACUGUAAAAGAGAUCUAGGCUCUUCAAGGCCGCUGGUUAAACACAGGCCAUUGUAUUCAGAGCCCUCCAGAGGAAGGAGGGGGUGAUUAUGUGAGUGUGUAUACUACUGCCACACAUACAGAAAGAAAGGGUGGGGGCCAGCAUAGCCCAUUUGCACUUUACUCUGUAGGCUCAAUCUAUGGGCCUUCUGUAACUAUUGAUUCUUUUGCAAAGCAAAGUACAGAAGCAAGAAAGCAUUAUUAUUAUUGUGUCCCUAUCAGAAGGAGUGUUGUCGUUACAAUGCUGACCAGAGCUAACAUCUGAAAGGUCAGAAGCUGCCUAUUCUUGAUCUGUGUCAGGCCUGCACAAUUUAGCAGUAGGUAGGGGCUACAAAUAAAAUGGAUUAACUUGUUCGGGCACAGAUUGGGCACAGCAGGAGCCAUGCAGGACUCUGAAGGCCUUGGGGAGGUACGGAGGUGUCAUAGAAUUUUAGAGUUGGAAGAGACCACAA